Messenger RNA from Apodemus sylvaticus (European woodmouse), 3478 nucleotides. It is a transcript of the gene C2H2orf42, whose product is annotated as chromosome 2 C2orf42 homolog. Gene Ontology annotation, cellular component: nucleus. Lineage: Eukaryota; Metazoa; Chordata; Mammalia; Rodentia; Muridae. The record is from RefSeq and is a predicted model, not a curated record. The transcript has 10 exons. The coding region runs from base 1319 to 3043 and encodes 574 amino acids.
AUAUAUCAAAUGAUUUCCCCUUUUCUGGGUCCCCACUCCUCGCAAGUCCCAUAAGCCCUCUUCCCUCCCCCUGUUCCUCAAUCUACUCCUACCCACUUCCCUGUUCUGGAAUUCCCCUAUACUGUUGCAUUGAGUCUUUCCAGAACCAGGGGCCACUCCUCUGUUCUUUUUGGACAUCAUUUAAUAUGUGGAUUAUUUCUUGGGUAUUCCAAGUUUCUAGGGCACAGGGGAAAAGUUCCUGAAUAGAACACCAAUAGCUUAUGCUCUAAGAUCUAGAAUUGACAAAUGGGACCUCAUAAAACUACAAAGUUUCUGUAAGGCAAAGGACACUGUCAAAAGGACAAAACGUCAACCAACAGAUUGGGAAAGGAUCUUCACCAACCCUAUAUCUGACAGAGGGCUAAUAUCUAAUAUAUACAGAGAACUCAAGAAGGUAGAACCUAGAGAACCAAAUAUCCCCAUUAAAAAGUGGGGUACCGAGCUAAACAAAGAUUUUUCACAUGAAGAACUUUGGAGAGCUGAGAAACACCAUAAGAAAUGUUCAACAUCAUUAAUCAUUAGAGAAAUGCAAAUCAAAACAACCCUGAGAUUUCACCUCACACCAGUCAGAAUGGCUAAGGUCAAAAACUCAGGAGACAACAGGUGCUGGCGAGGAUGUGGAGAAAGAGGAACACUCCUCCACUGCUGGUGGGAUUGUAAGAUGGUGCAACCACUUUGGAAAUUAGUCUGGAGGUUCCUCAGAAAACGGGGCAUGGUACUUCCGGAGGACCCUGCUAUACCACUCCUGGGCAUAUACCCAGAGGAUUCCCCAGCAUGUAAUAAGGACACAUGCUCCACUAUGUUCAUACCAGCCCUAUUUGUAGUAGCCAGAAGCUGGAAACAACCCAGGUGUCCCUCAACAGAGGAAUGGAUACAAAAAAUGUGGUAUAUUUACACAACGGAGUACUAUUCAGCCAUUAGAAACAAUGAAUUCAUGAAAUUCGUAGACAAAUGGAUGGAGCUGGAGAACAUCAUACUAAGUGAAGUAACCCAGUCUCAAAAGAUCAAUUAUGGCUGCCAAGAGUUCUACCUAGAGAAGCUGGAAUCUGACUGGAACCCUGAGCAAGAGCUUUGUCAGAGGGAACGGAAUGUCUAUAAUGUUACCUCAGAGUCCAUCCUUCAGAGGACUUAGGCCAAGUGGCACACCUCACUGCAAAUGAUUAUGUCUGGUUUUGAGCUGUCUGAUUGUCACAAACUAAUGAAGCACAUGUUAGGUCUUAUGGACACAGGUUCCACUGUUCUCCAGGUGCCCUGGCAGCUGGUACAGGGGCUGUGAACAAUGGAACCAAACUCUCAGAGGACUAAAGUCCCAGCUUUCUUAUCUGACUUGGGAAAGGCCACAUUGAGGGGAAUCAGGAAGUGUCCCCGAUGUGGUACAUACAAUGGAACCCGUGGGUUGAGCUGUAAGAACAAGACAUGCGGAACCAUAUUUCGCUAUGGUGCCCGAAAGCAGCCUAGCAUCGAAGCUGUCAAAAUCAUUACCGGCUCUGAUCUACAGGUCUACUCUGUGCGGCAAAGAGACCGAGGCCCUGACUACCGAUGCUUUGUGGAGCUAGGGGUUUCAGAGACCGCAAUCCAGACCGUGGAUGGUACGAUCAUCACUCAGCUGAGCUCUGGCCGGUGUUAUGUCCCCUCAUGUUUGAAAGCUGCCACUCAAGGCAUCGUGGAGAACCAGUGCCAACAUAUCAAGCUAGCAGUGAACUGCCAGGCGGAGGCCACCCCUCUGACUCUGAAGAGCUCAGUCCUGAAUGCUAUGCAGGCCUCCCCAGAAACCAAACAGACCAUCUGGCAGUUGGCCACAGAACCUACGGGUCCCCUGGUGCAGAGAGUCACUAAAAACAUUAUGGUAGUGAAAUGCAAAGCCAGCCAAAAGCACAGCUUGGGCUAUUUGCACACGUCCUUCAUGCAGAAAAUCAGCUCCAGAAGCUUGCCAGAGCGCCGCUUCUUCUGUUCCUGCCAGACUCUGAAGUCACACAAGUCCACCGUCCCCAAGGCUGAGGUAGCCCCAAAGUGCAUCCACUUCUUUGCUUGCCUCUGCGCCUUUGCCAGUGAUGAGACAUUGGCUCAGGAAUUCUCGGACUUCCUAAAUUUUGAUGCCAGUGGUCUUAAGGAGAUAAUUGUGCCCCAGUUAGGCUGCCACGCAGAGUCAUCUGUCUCAGUGUGUGAGCCUGCUACCUCUAAACCCCGGAAGAGGAAGAAGGAUGAAAUGGCUGGUACACAGGUGAACAGCUCACUGAUGCCACAAGAUGCAGUAAACAGCAAUCUAAGGAAGAGUGGCCUGAAAAAGCCUGUGGUUACGUCAUCACUGAAAAGGCAGGUCUGUGGUCAGCUGUUAGAUGAGGCACAAGUGACUUUGUCUUUCCAAGACUGGCUGGCCAGUGUCACAGAGCGCAUCCACCAAACCAUGCACUAUCAGUUUGAUGGCAAACCAGAGCCCCUGGUGUUCCACAUUCCUCAGUCCUUUUUUGAUGCCUUGCAACAGAGACUGUCCAUAGGAAGUGCAGACAAGCGGCUCCCCAACUCCACCACAGCUUUUGUCCGGAAAGAUGCCUUGCCACUGGGAACCUUUUCCAAGUACACCUGGCAUAUCACUAAUAUUCUGCAAGUCAAACAAAUCUUAGAUACCCCAGAGAUGCCCCUGGAAAUCACACGUAGCUUCAUCCAGAACCGGGAUGGGACUUAUGAGCUGUUUAAAUGCCCUAAAGUGGAAGUGGAGAGCAUAGCAGAAACCUACGGCCGCAUAGAGAAGCAGCCUGUGCUGAGACCUUUGGAGCUGAAAACCUUCCUCAAAGUUGGUAACACUUCCCCAGAUCAAAAGGAGCCAACACCCUUUAUCAUUGAGUGGAUUCCAGAUAUCCUCCCGCAGUCCAAGAUUGGUGAGCUUCGAAUCAAGUUUGAGUAUGGUCACCACCGCAAUGGACAUGUGGCUGACUACCAGGACCCAAGGCCACCCAUGGACCAACCUUUGGAACUGGCCCCUCUGACUACUAUAACUUUCCCUUGAGGCAAAUCAAGAGUAUUUUGCAGAGUUUGCACAUCCCAACCCCUGGAGGACUAUGAAUCCUAGUAGUACUUAUAUGAUCCCUGCUAACGAACCACACUUGGCUAAGAUGCAGUUACUCAGCCCAUCCAUGUGUGUUCUGUAGAAGAAAGUCUUGUGACUAGCCUUGUGUGUGCAGUCUCCAUUACAGAUUGGGCACUCGCUUCUGACCAGAGUUUUAGAAGAAGCAACGCAAGUCCAGCUCAUCGACUUCUCGUGGAUUCACCUGCAGCUUGGUUUUCUGUAGUUCUUGGAAAGUGGCAGCACUGGAUCUUAGCCAGCGGUGUCGGAGAGUUAAUGUGCCCUGGGCUGAGCAGAAUCCUCUCUGUGCCUGAGAGCUCCAAUCAUAUUCUUUAUCCUGAUAACAAAAUAAAGUACAAUGUCACUAGUUUUUCCAAA